Xiphophorus hellerii (green swordtail) is the source of this 1791-nucleotide messenger RNA. RefSeq names its product tumor susceptibility 101a (gene tsg101a). Gene Ontology annotation, molecular function: ubiquitin binding. The record is from RefSeq and is a predicted model, not a curated record. The coding region runs from base 363 to 1535 and encodes 390 amino acids. Gene Ontology annotation, biological process: protein transport; protein modification process; endosome to lysosome transport. Lineage: Eukaryota; Metazoa; Chordata; Actinopteri; Cyprinodontiformes; Poeciliidae. Gene Ontology annotation, cellular component: ESCRT I complex. The transcript has 10 exons.
AACACCUUACGUCAUAGACCGGAAAUAGUUGAGAAGACACCCGGACAUUUCUUUUGUACACCGUCGGAAUCUAGUUUUGUAUAAUUUUCUAGAACUCCCAAUUUGCUGUUUUAGCUUUUUAUUAGGUGGUCUAUUAUUAAGCUGUAACUCAGAGAUAUUGCUUAAACUUACCUGGAAUAUUUUUAAGGAAACGCGAGGGCUGUCUGUAGUCGUCUCUGGGCUAGGCUACUAUUAGCCUAGCAUUUAACUCUUGCUAGCUAAUAACUUCAGUUUAUGUUGCUUGUCAGAGCAGCUGGGAUAAAAUAUCAACUGUUCAGACUCAAAUUAUUAUUAAGAGCGAUUUAAAUACACGUUCAAGAAAUAUGGCGGUUGUCAACGAAAGCGCUCUGAAGAAAAUGCUGAAGCAAUAUAAAUACAGAGAUCUGACUGUUCGGGAGAUUACCAAUGUCAUCUCCCAAUACAAGGACCUGAAGCCGGUUAUGGAUGCUUAUGUGUUUAAUGACGGUUCGUCGAGAGACCUAAUGAGCUUGACUGGGACUGUCCCUGUGAGUUAUAGAGGCAAUGUCUACAACAUCCCAGUGUGUUUGUGGCUGCUGGACACAUAUCCAUAUAACCCACCUAUAUGUUUUGUAAAACCAACCAGUACCAUGAUGAUUAAGACGGGCAAACACAUUGAUGCCAAUGGCAAAAUUUACCUCCCUUAUCUACAUGAGUGGAAACAUCCUCAGUCAGACCUGUAUGGCCUGAUUCAGGUGAUGAUUGUCGUGUUUGGAGAGGAGCCGCCUGUGUUUUCCCGUCCCACCACACAACCCCCCUUCCCAAGCUUUCAAGCAGCUGGACCCCCGAACUCUUCUUAUAUGCCUGGAAUGCCUGCAGUCUCACCCUAUGGGCCAAAUCCCAAUCCAGGAGGUUACCCGGCUUACCAAUACCCUCCUGGGAACUCUUAUCCAGCCACAGCUGGACCUGGACACUAUCCAACUCAGACUCCAGUCUCCACAGUGGGGCCAACCAGGGACGGCACCAUUGGCGAAGACACCAUUCGCGCAUCUCUGAUUUCAGCCGUAAGUGACAAACUUCGCUGGAGGAUGAAGGAAGAGAUGGACAGAGCUCAGGCAGAGCUGGAUGCCCUGAAGCGAACAGAGGAAGAUCUGAAGAAAGGGCAUCAGAAGCUGGAGGAGAUGAUCUCCAGACUUGACCAGGAAGUGACUGAUGUUGACAGGAACAUUGAACUGCUGAAGAAAAAGGAUGAGGAAUUAACCGAAGCCUUGGAGAAAAUGGAGAACCAAUCAGAGAACAAUGAUAUAGAUGAUGUCAUUGUGCCCACAGCUCCUCUGUACAAGCAGAUUCUGAAUCUGUAUGCAGAAGAAAAUGCAAUUGAAGAUACAAUCUUCUACCUGGGAGAGGCCCUGCGCAGAGGUGUCAUAGAUCUGGAGGUUUUCCUCAAGCAUGUACGCCUUCUGUCCAGGAAACAGUUCCAGCUUCGAGCUCUAAUGCAGAAAGCUCGUAAGACUGCUGGACUAAGUGACCUGUACUGACCCACAAUGACCGCUCGGAAACAUGCGUAUAUUCACACUCCUACUCUUCUUCCUGCUGUUUAUUUCCUUUCUACAGUCUUCUUGUAUACCAACCAGCUGCCUCUUUUUAACAAAAAACGAGAAAAAGCAUUUAUGAAGAAUUCUGUAAUGUCUGAAUGUGGCCUCUUUUAUAUUUGGCACCAGUGUUAGGUCACAAACUCAAUCCAGAUGAUCAGCAAUUACUUUGAUUUCAUAAAAAACUGGUACCGUUUGUGAA